UUUACAACUGACAGUUACGUAAAAUUUAUAUUUUUGUGUGCGACUAGGGCAACCAGUGAUCACUGAGGGCGGCCAUAUUUUGCUCUGGUUUCCGGGCUUGGCUACACUCUCCCUGGACGCACUCUGGACUUGGCAGAGCAGAACCAUUGGAUGACCCACCAUAAAUAAAUAAUAAUUAUCACGUAAAUAUGAAUUAUGUUGAAAAUAUUGUUCCUUAAUACACAGAUUUACAAUUUCGUGAGCAUAUACAAUUAUGUAUCUCCUAAUUUUCAAUUACUUUAUAAUUAAAACCAUUGUAAAAUAAAUAUUUUCAAAUAAUCGCGCCAUUACAAUAUAUUUCUUAAACACGUUCAAUAUUGAAGCGAUACAAAUACUACGUUCAAUAAAAUGGCGACCGCUUCGUCAACACGUUGAAGUUUAGCCUAAAUUGACAUGACGUUCACCAGAAAAAUCUUAAACAGUUGCAGAGCGCUGACGUAGCGCACUGGUCUGGUGAACGCACCCAAAUAUUACCGCUUCAUUUAGCAUUGCCGGAUGAAAAUUAAGGUUCCCAUAUGACGUCACGCGUUCGCCUUCCAUGCGUGCGAACAUAUCGGUUCUCUGUGUACCGUGAUGAUGAAUAAGAAGAAGAAGAAAUUCUCACUUCUACUUAUAACCUAACCUUAGAAUCUUAGAUACAAGUUGAUUUUAUAGCAAGUUUAGUAUUUCUUUGAUAUUUCUAAUUUUUAUUCAUUUAUCAUAUUAUACUUUAUAGUUGAAGACUGUGGUUGAAGGUUGAAAGUUGCUACCAACAUCAAUAUAAUAUCUUGAAGACUAUAAAAUAAUUGAACUGGAAGAAGCAAAUCACCCAGUUAUGGAAGAUAAACUUAAAAUUAAGGAAGAAUUAUUUGAGGAACAUAAACACACAUCUAUGGAGAACCAGUCAUCCAUCUCAAUAGAUCUUGAAGACUGUAAAAACAAAGCAGAAGUAACAAAUAAUUACUCAGUUAUGGAAGGUAAACUUAAAAUUAAGGAAGAAAUUGAGGAACAUGAACACACAUGUAUGGAGACCCAGUUAUCCAUCUCAUCAGAUCAUGAAGACUGUAAAAACAAAGCAGAAGAAACAAAUUACUCAGUUGUGGAAGGUAAACUUGAAAUCAAGGAGGAAUUUGAGGAACAUGAACACAAAUAUAUGGAGAAUCAGCCAUCCACCUCAAUAGAUCUUGAAGACUAUAAAACCGAAUCAGAAGAAGCAGAUUACUCGGGAGAGAUUAAUAAAUCAGGAUUCCUUCAAAAAGAAAAUACCUUGGAAAUAAUGGAAACAUUACUUGGGUGUUUAUGUAGUAAAGGACAACUUGAGAGUCGACCUGAUGAAGAAAAAACUAUGAUGUGUGAAAUCUGUGUUAAACGGUUUUGUUGCAAAGAUAAUUUGAACAAACAUAUGAAAACACAUACCGGUCAAAUUUUCAAAUGUAGAGUUUGUUUUAAGCAGUUUUCACAAAUAAGUUCUUUAAAAACACAUUUGAAAACGCACACGGAAGAAAAAGCUCACAAGUGUGAAAUUUGUUUUAAGGGGUUUACACAAAAAAGUUAUCUAAAAGCUCAUUUGAGAACACACACGGGAAAAAAACCUCAUAAGUGUGAAAUUUGUUUUAAGCAAUUUUCUGCAUUAGGGCAUUUAAAAAAACAUUUGAGAACGCACACAGGAGAAAAACGUCACAACUGUGAAAUUUGUUUUAAGCAAUUUACUGAUGCAGGUAAUCUAAAAACACAUUUAAGAACGCACACGGGAGAAAAACCUUACAAGUGCGAAAUUUGUUUUAAAGAAUUUUCUGUAUUAUCAAAUUUAAAACAACAUUGGAGAACGCACACGGGAGAAAAACCUCAUAAGUGUAAAAUUUGUUUUAGGGGGUUUUCUGCAUUAGCGGAUUUAAAAAAACAUUUGAGAACGCACACGGGAGAAAAACCUCACAAGUGUGAAAUUUGUUUGAAGCAAUUUAGUCGAACAAGUUCUUUGAAAACACAUUUGAGGGUGCACAACGGAGAAAAAUCUCACAAAUGUGAAAUUUGUUUUAAGCAAUUUAAUCAAGCAGGUCAUUUAAAAAGACAUUUGAGAGUGCAUAGAAUUUAUUUGUUUGAAACGGUGGUCUGAAUAACAACUUUAAAAAUAACAAAGUACUCGACUCUACGAAUGUACAAGGUUUGUUAAAAAAUUAAUGUUAAAAAUCUUUAUUGGACGUGUUUCGGCUCAACAAGAGCCAUCUUCAGCAAUGUACAGGAAACACAACAAAAACUGACCCAACAGGAAGGAGAAAGAAGCGAUUAAGCAUGGAUGACAAAAUGUACUACACAAACAUUUAAAAUGACUAUUCUUGAGCUAUUAUAUUACAUGGUAUCUCUCAGUCGAUGGUGGUUUAAUGUGUAAUUUAUAGGUACAUGUUAGUCGGGAGGAGCCAUCUUGUGAACAACCAGAGGGAGAGAUAGCAUGUAAUAUAAUAGCUCAAGAAUAGUCAUUUUAAAUGUUUGUGUAGUACAUUUUGUCAUCCAGGCUUAAUCGCUUCAUUCUCCUUCCUGUUUGGGUCAGUUUGUGUUGUAUUUCCUGUACAUUGCUGAUGAUACGCGUACGAAACGCGUCCAACAAAUAUUUUUAACAAAUAACUUUUUAAUAAACCUUGUGGUACAUUCUUAGAGUCGAGUAUUUUGUUACCUCUAUCCAGACCACAUUUGUGAAUCAUGGAUACUUCUUUUAUGCCUUUAAAAAUACAUUUAAGGGCGCACAAGGGGCAAACAUCACAAGUGUGAAAUUUUUUUUAAGCAGUUUCACCAAGCAGCUUUACAGAGAGCGUAUCCUGGAGAAAAUCUUUCUUCCUCUAUAUAUGCUUUAUUCCAAUUUUUGGUUGCUUAUUAGAAUUGUCUUAUUUUUUUUUAAUUUCUUUUCUAGGUUUUUGUAUUUUAUCUUCAGUUUUCUCCUGAAUUUGAUCUCUCCGGCUGAUUUCUGGUGAUGGGUAGCAUGUAAACCCUCAAUUUCAAAUUUUAGCCCAAAAUGUUAACCCUAGCCCUUGUCUAAAGCCCCCAAAAUUUUUUUUUGGGUUUUUUAAAAGAUUUUUAAUUAUUUUUCUCUACUUUUUUUUAUCUCCCCAGCAGUUUUCUGGUGAUGGUUAGCCUAUAAACCCUCAAUUUCAAAUUUCAUCCCAAAAUGUUAACCUUUGCUCCAUGUAUAAAUGUCUGUAUGUACUGUGUAUAUGUACUAUAUAAACUGAUAAUUAACUGUCGAUUAUGGUAGGGGAGCAAAGUAUGCUAAACGUGCAGUCACUCGAGCGUUAUGGGGACCUAUUGGGUUGUGAAGAGUAGGUCCUAAAACCAAAAAAAGUUAAGUAAAGUUUUCUAUUUUAGUUGGAACUUUCCAUGUUUAAUUUAAUUUUCCAUUUACAACAAUCGUUUUUAGAUUAUAGCGCCAUCUAUCCAUAAUUCGAAAAAAUGUCUCGAAUAAAAGUUACUUAUUUUUACGUAAGGAAUCCAAAUCUGCAAUAAAAAAAUGGGGGCUCUCAUUUAAGAUUUUAAAGUACCCCCCACCCAACCUCCGUGGGGGGUCGUGUUUGAUACCAUUCGAUAGAUUUUUCAAAGAUAUUGAAUAAGUGUAUUUUUCAGUUUUUCGAUCUGAUACUCAUAUCGCGGGAUUCUUAUUUAAAAUUUUAAAUUUACCGCCCACCCCUCUUCGUGAGAAGUCGUGUUUGGUAUCAUUCGAUAGAUUUUUAAAAAAUAUUGAGCACGUAUUUUUUAGUUUUCCGAUCUGUCAUUCAUUUCGCGAAAUAUUUGCAUUUUUCUUGUCAAACUUUGGAACACCCAUUUCCUCACGCCCCGCUCAAAUCUUCAGAUUUUUGAAAUAUACACUGUUUUGCAUGUACUUAACACAUUCACGGUCAUGAUUGCAUAUGAAGUCAAAAACUCCAUAAGACGUGGCUACAUGUGAAGCGUGUCCGUGAAUGUGUUAACUUACCUUAUCUUAAUCUGACGAUUUUAGAGUUUUUCUAAGGAUAUAUUUUUUUUCGGCCCCCCUUAACGAACAUAACGAACAUGCAUUAAGAGCCAAUAUAUGGUAGAGGCACAUUUUGAGGGUACAAGGUUUCUCCCCAUGUGAUAAUCUGGCGCGCUCGAGUAACUGCAAAAAUCCCCGAUUGGGCUCCCCUACCAUUAGGAUUCAACCGAUGAAAUGUCCAACCGAUUUUGACAUCUCUGUAUUAUAGGAUGAUUUUUUAGUAUAAUUUUUUAAGAAAACGCUGUUUGGAAAAUAUAUAAAUAAAUUGCUUAGUAAUGCACUCCAAAGUCCACUUUACAGUUGCAAUAAUUUUGUUAUAAUUAUAUUUUUUUACUAUUGAUGUAGAUGUAGAUCAUUAUCUUUAAUGUUCAACACAUUUUAGAUAUUGUAAAAUUUAAUUGUGCGAAAUUCGGUGAAUAGCCAAAUACUUUUGAUAAUUUCUGUUUUAUAGUUUGUAAAUUAAAGCUUUUAGUAAAACACCAAGUUUUAUAUUUUGGUUUUUUAUUUUAGGCUUUCCCCAAAAUGAAAAUACUUUGGAAAUAAUGAAAACAUCACCUGGGUACUUAUGUAGUACAUCACAAUUUAUGAGUCGACCUGAUGAAGAAAAAACAAUGAAGUGUGAAAUCUGUGUUAAGCGGUUUUCUUGCAAAGAUAUUUUAAACAAACAUAUGAGAACACAUACCGGUCAAAUUUUCAAAUGCAAAGUUUGUUUUAAGCAGUUUUUACAUAAAAGUUCUUUAAAAAUACAUUUGAGAACGCAUACAGUAGAGAAACCUCACAAGUGUGAAAUUUGUUUUAAGGGGUUUUCACAAAUAGGUAAUUUAAAAGCUCAUUUGAGAACACACACGGGAAAAAAACCGCACAAAUGUGAAAUUUGUUUUAAGCAGUUUUCUGUAUUAUCCAAUUUAAAACAACAUUUGAGAACGCACACGGGAGAAAAAUCUCACAAGUGUGAAAUUUGUUUUAAGCAAUUUUAUGUAUUAGCGGAUUUAAAACAACAUUUGAGAACGCACACGGGAGAAAAACCUUACAAAUGCGAAAUUUGUUUUAAAGAAUUUUCUGUAUUAGCAAAUUUAAAACUACAUUUGAGAACGCACACGGGAGAAAAACCUCAUAAGUGUGAAAUUUGUUUUAAGGGGUUUUCUGCAUUAGCGGAUUUAAAAAAACAUUUGAGAACGCACACGGGAGAAAAACCUCACAAGUGUGAAAUUUGUUUUAAACGAUUUAGUGAAGCAGGUAAUCUAAAAAAACAUUUGAGAGUACACACCGGAGAAAAACCUCACAUGUGCAAAAUUUGUUUUAAGCAAUUUAGUCAAGCAGUUAGUUUAAACAGACAUUUGAAAGUGCAUACAGGAAAAAAACCACAAACGUGAAAUUUGUUUUAAGCAGUUUAGUCAAGCAUUUCAUUUAAAAAGACAUUUGAGAGAGCAUAGAAUUUAUUUGUUUUAAACGGUUUUCUGAAUAACAACUUUAAAAAUACAUUUAAGGACGCACACGUGGCAAACAUCACAAGUGUGAAUUUUUUUUAGAAUAGAAUAGAAAUAUGCUUUAUUGUCACUGAAAAUUUUUACAAUUUUAUGGACAAACAACUACAAUUUACUAAAAUUAGAUAAAUCGUCAAUAUAUGUACAGUAUAAUAUAAGAUAUAAAAGCCAAGACAAAAACAAUAUAUUGCAAAAUUUAUAUAAAUUGCAAAUUGAACAUACAACAAAUAAAAUAAAAUACAUAAGGAACUGACAAGUUUAUGCUACUGCGUAUGAAACCCAAUUUUCCUAGUUAUUCAUUAAGAAAUUCUUCUAUUGAAUAGUAUGGUCUUUUAGAUAGAUAGGCUUUUGUCAUUUUACGGAACUUUGGGAAAGAUGUUGCAGAUUUAAGUUGUAACGGGAGAUGGUUGUACAGUUUCUUUGCGGAAUAUGAUAUAGAUUUCUUUACUAACUCAGUGGAUGGAAUCGGUAAAUAAAUGUCAAAGAUUGACUUUCUGGUGGAGUAAAGAUUAUUGGGCCUUGCUAGAAAGACACGAAGGUGUUUACGAAUUAAACAAACCGUUUCUAGAAUAUAUAAAGAUGGAAGUGUUAAAAUUCCGUGAUCUCUGAAGUAUCUUCUGCAAUGUGUAGAUCUUCUGAGGCCAAACAGAUAUCUUAUUGCUUUUUUUUGCAAUUUAAAAAUAACAUCAAAUUUAGGAGCUGUACUAGAACCCCAAAAAGGAAGACCAUAUCGAAGAUGAGACUCGAACAACGAAAAAUAUGUUAUUUUAGAAUAUGCUAAAUUGAGUUUCCUUGAGACAGAUCUUAUUGCAUAGCAAGCUGAGGCGAGUUUCUUACUUAACGAAUCGAUAUGAAGGGACCAUUUGAGGUUGCUGUCUAAAAAAAUACCAAGAAAUUUUACAGAAUCAACGGUACUGAUCUGGCUGUUAUUAAGAGGCAAAGGUUGAAGAGCUCCUUUAUAGGAUAAUGCUACUGUUUUGUCAUUAUUAAAGGAGAGUAAAUUAGAGUCAGACCAGGUCUUUAUCGUCAGUAGAUCCGAAGUUAUAGUUUCAUGAAGAGAUGCAAUAGUUGAGUUGCUCCAAGUGAUACACUGGUAUCAUCAGCAAAAAGAAAAAUUUUCCCAUCGAUUUUUAAAUUAGUGAUGUCAUUUAUAAAGAUAAGGAACAGAAGAGGACCCAAUACUGAACCUUGUGGUACUCCACGUACAAUGUUUUUGAGACUAGAGUCAGUAUCAUUUGCUCUAACUAGUUGUUUCCUAUUAUUCAAGUAGGAUUGGAACCAAUUUAAAGAAAUACCUCGAAUUCCAUAGAAAUUUAGUUUUGUAAUCAAUAUGUCGUGAUUUACACAAUCAAAAGCUUUGGCAUAGUCGCAGAAAGCAGUGGCAUUAUAAAGAUUAUUGUUUAGUGAUUGGUAAACCUCAUGUAGUACAGAAAACAUGGCAUCAGUGGUACAAUUAUUUGUUAAAAAGUCGAACUGAUUUUGUGAUAAAAUGUUGUUAACAACGAUAAAGGACAUAAGUCAAGUUUUAAUGAAUCUCUCAAUAAUUUUGGAGAGUACCGGUAGUAAGACAAUAGGUCUAUAGUUGCAGGCAUCAGAUUUUUUAUCACCCUUAUGAAGAGGAAUAAUAAUGGCUGUCUUUAGGCACUCUGGAAAUUUACCUUUUUUGAAGGAAUCAUUAAUUAAAAAGACGAAACACAUUUUCUGUGAGAUUAGAGAAAAUUUUUAUAGAUAGUCCAUCAGUACUACAAGAUGAUUUGCUUUUGAUACUAUUGAUUGUUUGGAUCAGUUCAGAGUUAUCGACUGGUCUGACUGUUAAAUAAUAAAAAUAAUGAAUUCGAGACCUUUCUUGAGUUAGGGAGCUAGAAAAUGGGAUCUUGUUGCGGCCAAAUAGUUGAUAAUAUAUUUUUACUCACAUUAACGAAGUAGUCGUUUAGAUUUUCAGGAUUUGGAAGGGAAAAUGAUUGAAUUUCGAAGAUCGUUUAUUAUAGACCAAGUUUCUUUUGCAACACUUUUAGAGCUUUCCAGACGAUUUUGAUAAUAGGCUUUUACGCAGUUUCACCAAGCAGUUUAACAAAAAGCGUAGGUAUCCUGGAGAAAAUCUUUCUUCCUCUAUAUAUAGCUAUUUUGUAUUGGUAUGCUUUAUUCCAAUUUUUGGUUGCUUAUUAGAAUUGUCUUAUUUUUUUUUUAAUUUCUCUUCUAUAUUUUUGUAUUUUAUCUUCAGGUUUCGCCUGGAUUUGAUCUCUCCGACUGAUUUCUGGUGAUGGGUAGCAUGUAAACCCUCAAUUUCAAAUUUCAGCCCAAAAUGUUAACCCUAAACCUUGUCUAAAACCCUUAAAAAAAUUUUUUGGGUUUUUUAAAGAUUUUUAAUUAUUUUUCUCUUCUCUUUUUUUAUCUCCCUGGCAGUUUUCUGGUGAAAGUUAGCCUAUAAACCCCUUAAUUUCAAAUUUCAGCCCAAAAUGUUAACCCUAGCCCUUGUCUAAAACCCCCAAAAAAUUUUUUUUGGGUUUUUUAAAGAUUUUUAAUUAUUUUUCUCUUAUCAUUUUUUUAUCUCCCCCGGCAGUUUUUUGGUGAUGGUUAGCCUAUAAACACUCAAUUUCAAAUUUCAUCCCAAAAUGUUAACAUUUGCUCCAUGUAUAAAUGUCUGUAUGUACUGUGUAUAUGUACUAUAUAAACUGAUAAUUAACUGUCUCGAUUAUGGUAGGGGAGCUAAACGUAUGCUAAAAGUAUGCUAAACGUGCAGUCACUCGAACGUUAUGGGGACCUAUUGGGUUGUGAAGAGUAAGUCCUAAAACCAAAAAAAGUUAAGUAAAGUUUUCCAUUUUAGUUGGAACUUUCCAUGUUUAAUUUAAUUUUCCAUUUACAACAAUCGUUUUUAGAUUAUAGCGCCAUCUAUCAAUAAUUCGAAAAAAUGUCUCGAAUAAAAGUUACUUAUUUUUAAGUAAGGAAUCCAAAUCUGCAAUAAAAAAAUGGGGGCUCUCAUUUAAGAUUUUAAAGUACCCCCCACCCAACCUCCGUGGGGGGUCGUGUCCCCCACCCAACCUCCGUGGGGGUCGUGUUUGAUGCCAUUCGAUAGAUUUUUCAAAAAUAUUGAAUACGUGUAUUUUUCAGUUUUUCGAUCUGAUGUUCAUAUCGCGGGAUUCGUAUUUAAAAUUUUAAAUUUACCCCCCACCCCUCUCCGUGAGAAGACGUGUUUGGUAUCAUUCGAUAGAUUUUUGAAAAAUAUUAACCACGUAUUUUUUAGUUUUCCGAUCUGUCAUUCAUUUCGCGAAAUAUUCGAAUUUUUCUUGUGAAACUUUGGAACACCCAUUUCCUUACUCCCCGCUCAAAUCGUCAGAUUUUUGAAAUAUACACUGUUUUGCAUGUACUUAACACAUUCACGGUCAUGACUGCAUAUGAAGUAUGUAUCCACUUUACAGUUGCAAUAAUUUUGUUAUAAUUAUAAUUUUUUUACUGUUGAUCAUUAUCUUUAAUAUUCAACACAUUUUAGAUAUUGUAAAAUUUAAUUGUGUGAAAUG
Messenger RNA from Diabrotica virgifera virgifera (western corn rootworm), 9014 nucleotides. RefSeq names its product zinc finger protein 112-like. The transcript is spliced from 5 exons. The record is from RefSeq and is a predicted model, not a curated record. Bases 854 to 2131 code for a protein of 425 amino acids. Gene Ontology annotation, molecular function: RNA polymerase II cis-regulatory region sequence-specific DNA binding; DNA-binding transcription activator activity, RNA polymerase II-specific. Gene Ontology annotation, biological process: regulation of transcription by RNA polymerase II. Gene Ontology annotation, cellular component: nucleus. NCBI's taxonomy places the organism in Eukaryota, Metazoa, Arthropoda, Insecta, Coleoptera, Chrysomelidae.